This is a messenger RNA of Mixia osmundae IAM 14324, 1064 nucleotides long. RefSeq lists its product as uncharacterized. The record is from RefSeq and is a predicted model, not a curated record. The transcript is spliced from 3 exons. The coding region runs from base 65 to 1033 and encodes 322 amino acids. Lineage: Eukaryota; Fungi; Basidiomycota; Mixiomycetes; Mixiales; Mixiaceae.
UGCCCGCUCGCCUCUCGUCGUCAUCAUCUGUCGAGCAGAUCACCCGCUAAGAGCAAACGUCGAAAUGGCAAAGUAUGAGCGGACGAGUGUCCAGUAUCUAUCUGCCGACGGCGUGAACAAGAUCCAUGCGUGGGUCUAUACGCCCACUGCGACGAACAGCCGAGUACCGGCAAUCAUCUUAGCGCACGGCUUCGGUGGCUCGAAAGUACAUGGCCUCCAACCGUUUGCAGAAGCAUUCGCGAGCAUGGGCGUUCUGGCCAUCGUGUUCGACUAUCGCUCGUUCGGUCUCUCGGAUGGCAUGCCGCGUAAUACCAUCAGGGUAUCAGCGCAGCAAGCCGAUUAUGUGACCACGCUCGAUUAUGCAAAGAAACUGCCCAAUGUCGAUCCCACCAAGCUCAUCAUCUGGGGAACCAGCUUUGCGGGGGGUCAUGCACUCUCGGUCGCGAGCACAUACCCCGGAUUAGCCGGAUGCAUUUCCCAAGUGCCCAUCAUCAAGGGACGUAGCUCGGUCUUCAAGACCUCCAAGCGAUCUGCGAUCAUGUUGACGCCUAUCCUCGUGUAUGAUGCGCUGUCCCGCAUGCUACCUUUCCUACCGCCAGCGUAUGUCCCUACAGUCGCAGAUCGAGGCAGCUGGGGUCUCCUUACGACAAACGACGCUGUCGAAGGCUACUCGCGCUUCGAGCCGUUCGUGGACGCUGAACCGGCUUACGUGCAAGCUGCUGAAGCCAAGGGCAAGUCGACCAAGGAGCUUGUCUUGCGCCCGAGCAAUGCGCUCGAUACAUUCUUCUAUAAUUCGGUCGCAAAGAGUGCCAAGACGAUCAAGUGUCCUGUGUUAUGCUUGAUCGCACACGAAGAUACAAUGUGUCCACCUCAUCUGGCAGUCGACGCCGCGAAGCAGAUCAGGGAUGUCGAAAUCGUUCGCAUUGACGGUGGUCAUUUUGGACCAUACUCUGGACAGCCAGGCUGGGAAAGAACGAUCGACGCAGAGAAGCAAUUUGUCAAGCGCGUCGUCGCUCACUCCUCAAAAAUCUAAUCACUGUCGCAUUGCAACGCUUCUCAUCUCC